Hydatigera taeniaeformis is the source of this 303-nucleotide messenger RNA. The record is from the annotation of a GenBank genome assembly. NCBI's taxonomy places the organism in Eukaryota, Metazoa, Platyhelminthes, Cestoda, Cyclophyllidea, Taeniidae.
AUGUCCCUCUGUGAGGUAGGAGGCUACGUAGUCUACUCUACGUGUACCCUCUCGACGGCUCAGAAUCAGGCCAUCAUUGAGUUCUGCCUCGCACCACACAAAGGCAAUGAUGAAUCGGAGUUUGCAGUGGUCGAUUCCACCGCUUUUGUCGAAAUAUGUGUCUCGCAGCUGAAACCUUCACUGGGCGUACGAGUGGUGCCCGCCUACUCUACUACCGGCCUGGCUCUCGGAGUGACAGUCAUUCCUCGUCUUGCUGCCAACUAUGGGCCCACUUUUAUCUGUAAAAUGAAACGCUUAAAGUAG